Messenger RNA from Phycomyces blakesleeanus NRRL 1555(-), 1137 nucleotides. RefSeq lists its product as hypothetical. The record is from RefSeq and is a predicted model, not a curated record. Gene Ontology annotation, cellular component: nucleus. Lineage: Eukaryota; Fungi; Mucoromycota; Mucoromycetes; Mucorales; Phycomycetaceae. The coding region runs from base 1 to 1137 and encodes 378 amino acids. Gene Ontology annotation, biological process: poly(A)+ mRNA export from nucleus. The transcript has 8 exons.
AUGUCAUCUGACGAAGAUACAAGGCCUACUCAUAAUGAGCCCACAUUUAACUAUAGCGACGAUGGUGGAGAAUUGUCUGAUCUUGAAGAUGAACAAUAUUCCGAUGGUGGACACAACGAUGAUGGUCGUGGGCAUCUCGGAAAUGUUCACGAUGAUUUACCUCCAGAACCUGUAGCAGCAUCAAUCCACAAACUUCCUUCCUUCAAAAAAAGAGACCGAAACAUUUCCGCAGAAGAGAGUGUAAGAUUAGAACAGGUUCGCAAGGAAUUGCGCGAUCAAAAAGCACACAUCGUGGAAAAUGAUGAACCAGAAGAAAUAGAUCCCCAGCAAGCUCUUAGGGAUGAAAUUGAUCAGCACUUUGCCCGUGCAUUGGCUAGCGGAAAAAAGAAGAGAAAGAAGGUGGAUGAAGAUGACCUAGAAAGAAGUAUGGACGAAGAAUUGGCAAACAUGAGAGAUGCUAUGAAAUCUGCAGCAGAAUAUGAUGCCGUCUCCAACGGACAGAGAAAACCUGCGGUUGCGAAACUUAAGAUGUUGAGUCAAGUUACAAGCAUGUUGACAAACAAGCAUCUCCAGGAUAGUAUUCUGGAUAAUCAGUUGUUGGAUUCUAUUCGAUUGUGGUUAGAACCUUUACCUGAUCGUUCCUUGCCAAGUUUGGAUAUCCAAACAGAAAUGCUUGACAUAUUGGAGAAGUUGCCAAUUGGUAGUGAUCAUCUCCGGGAAAGUGGUGUCGGUAAGAUUGUAUACUUCUACACAAAAUCUCCAAGGGUCGAAAUGCGUAUCAGAAGAAAGGCAGACCAGCUUGUGGCAAAGUGGAGCCGACUGGUAAUUAAGCGUAGUGAGAACUACCGUGAACGUCGACAUGAACUCAGAGAAUAUACUCAAGAUGACAGGCAAAAGUAUAGACCUGACCCAGUAGAAGAAGAGGGUGACGAGAAGAGACUACAUGUCAGAAUUCCUCAGGCAGUCGCUGCCGACUAUGAUAUUGCACCACAAAGCACUGUCCGUGUGGAUAAAGUCAAGUCCAGACCCGAUAAUUCUUCCUUCAGGAGACUCAAAAACACAAUGCGUGCUAUAAAAACUGGGCCAAAACGGUCAACUCCAAAAGUAUCUAUCGAAGGAAAAAAUUUGGGUACUUGA